ACCUGCGGGCCGUGGCGGAUCAGUUUUCCUUGCCCCAGAAUCGAGUCCUGGAGGACCUGGAUGGUGUUGGGGAGCGCCUGGGGAACUACAUUCACAGCCAGCUCAAGAGCAAGGUGUACCUGGUGCUGGCCUCCGUGCACAGCCUGGGCCAAGCCCUGCAGGCCUCCAUGGAGCACCUCCGGGCCCUGGAACGCCACCUCUAAGGAGCUUGUGGAGGCGCAGCAGCAGCUGGAACCCGCGGUUCGAGAGCACUGGGAGCGCCUGCUCGCCUUGCUGCAGGACCCCCAGUGUCAGGGCGACUGCGAGGGGACCCUGAGCCAGGCCGGGCCCUGGAGCUCGUCGCCGACUUCACCCAGUUGCCCCCGUUGGACGAUGCCCUGAAUCGGCUGAAGGGCGUUCCGGAGGCCAACUUCUCCAGCAUGGUGCAGGAGGAGAACAGCACCUUCAACAGCCUCCCCCUUCUGAUCGGCCUGCAGACCGCCAGUUUUGGUCAAAGAUCUGAAGAAGCAGUGUCCGGGCAGCCUGAAGGCGUGAGGAUGUUGGCCUCGGGAUUCCCGGACUUGAAGAGGACGUCCCGCUGGAGCCGGACGCUGAGGGAGCUGGAGGAGGGCAGUCGCCCCUUCCUGAAGGCUGUGCAGCGAUACGAGACGUACAGGUGGAUCGCGUGCUGCGUGCUGUGCUCCACCGUCCUGCUGGUGGUGGUCUGUAACCUGCUGGGCUUCGGCCUCGGCACGUGGGGGCUGUCAGCCAGAGAAGACCCCAGCCACGCGGAGGCCAAGGGCGAGGCCGGGGCCCGCUGCCUCAUGAUAGGUGUGGCCUUCAGCUUCCUGUUUGCCGCCCCGCUCAUCCUCUGUUUUCGCCACCUUCUGGUGGGCGGCAACGUGCAGACUCUGGUGUGCCGGAGCUGGGAGCGCGGAGAGCUCUAUGAGUUUGCAGACACCCCAGGGAAUUUGCCCCCGUCCAUGAACCUGUCCCAUCUUCUCGGCCUCAAGAACAACAUCAGCGUGGUCGUGGCCUAUCAGCAGUGCAGGGAAGGGGCGGCACUCUGGAAGGUCCUACAGCUCAAUGACUCUUACGACCUGGAGAAGCACCUGGAUAUCAGCCAGUAUGCCAGUAAAAUGCAGCGAGAGCUGAAGGGCUUCAACGUGGAGAUGAAGGAUCUGGACCUGCUGAGCCCCGAGGCCCGCCAGGACCUGGAGACGCUGCAGAGCAGCGGGAUCGAGAAGAUCGACUACCAGGGCUUCCUUGCCGAGGCCCAGAAGCCCGUGGUGAACACUAGCGUGCAGCAGCUGGCCCAGGACUUGGAAAGACUGUCCCAAGCCCAGGGCGACUCUGUGCUGGGGCAGAAGCUUCAGGAGGAGGCCAUAGGGCUCAGGAACCUCUACCACGAGAAGGUUGUCCCCCAGCAGAACCUGAUGGACAAGCUCUUCCUCAGCGCCACGGCCCUGGCGUCUGCCGUCCCAAACCUCCAGCUGGAGACCUCGGCCGUCCUCGGCAACAUCACCUUCCUCGUGGGAGAGCUGCCCGUCGUCAUCCGCCACAUCGUGGAGAACGCCAGCAGAUGCUUCAUGACCCGGGAGCUGGGCUACUUCUCCCAGUAUGUGGCCUGGGUGAGGGCAGAGGUGACCCAGCGCAUCGCCACCUGCCAGCCCCUGUCUGGGGCCCUGGACAACGGACGCGUGGUCCUGUGUGACAUGAUAGCCGACCCCUGGAACGCCUGCUGGUUCUGCCUGGGCUGGUGCGCCUUCUUCCUCAUCCCCAGCAUCAUCUUUGCCGUCAAGACCUCCAAGUACUUCCGUCCCAUCCGGAAGCGCCUCAGCUCCACCAGCUCCGAGGAGACUCAGCUCUUCCACAUCCCCCGAGUCACCUCCCUGAAGCUGUAGGGCUCCGUGACGCCGAGGUCCAGAAAGGGUGAAGAGGAGGAAGAGGAAUGGAUCCAUCUCAGCUCCAUUAAAAUGUUCUCACGCCUCUGA
Molecule: messenger RNA, 1973 nt
Organism: Perognathus longimembris pacificus (Pacific pocket mouse)
Lineage: Eukaryota; Metazoa; Chordata; Mammalia; Rodentia; Heteromyidae
Gene: Prom2
Product: prominin 2
Cellular component (GO): cilium; apical plasma membrane; microvillus
Molecular function (GO): cholesterol binding
Source: RefSeq, a predicted model, not a curated record